Fonticula alba is the source of this 2037-nucleotide messenger RNA. RefSeq lists its product as hypothetical. The record is from RefSeq and is a predicted model, not a curated record. The coding region runs from base 1 to 1869 and encodes 622 amino acids. NCBI's taxonomy places the organism in Eukaryota, Rotosphaerida, Fonticulaceae. The transcript is spliced from 2 exons.
AUGUCGGUCGAGCUACUCAGUGGCGGCGGCGGCGGCGGCGGUGGCCCCACCGUCUUCCUGCUUGGCGUGCACGAUUACCUGGGCAUCACGCUGGUCAUCGUGCCCGCCCUGUGCAUUGCCUUGGUGUUGGCCAUUUCCACCUGCCUGCGGAAACGCGGCCCGGCCGAAGUCCUCAGCCAGGUGUCGCCCUUCCUCUUUUGCGCCAGCCUGGCACAAACAUGCGUCUUCCUGUCGGACGUCGGGGCGGCGGCCGUCGGCGCGCUGGACUCGGCGGUCGACGAGGGGCCGUCCAUGAUGGCCACCAUGGUCGGCGACCCGGCCACCGCCACCGGCAUCCCUCCCGGCCGGGAGCUGCUGGUCCUCUUCCUGGUGGCCGCCUCUUUCCUGGGCCUGUCCUACUUCCUGCAGCUGCUCAUGAGCAUCCCCCUGGCACAGGCGGUCUUCAUUGACAACCCCUCCUGGGUGAUUGAUCGGGGCUGUGCCUUCCUCUCGUGUACCCUGGCGUCCGGGUUCCUGUGUGGCAAUGCCGGCUCCCUGCGCAUCCUCAGCGGCCACGCCGAGGGGAGGGCCUGCAUGUCCGGAGGCGCGCCCAGUGGCCAGCAUGAGGCCUAUUCGGUGCCCGCAUCUGCAGUCGCCUCGGCACCGGCCACCACUGUGACCCCCAGCGUCGGCGGGGGGGUUCAGUUUGGUCGCGAAAGCCGGCGCUUCUACCAGCUGAGCGUCGUCCUGUAUGCCUGUCUGCAUGUGGUCCCGCAAACGGUCCUGGCCCUGGCGCUGGUGGCGCUGAUUGCUCGCGGCCGGGUGCCGGCCAUUGCCGCGGCCUAUCCCGAAGUCCCGGUGUGGCUUGCAUGCUGCCUGGUCAAUCACAUGGCCGUGGUCGUGGCCUGUGCCGGGGGCUUCCUGCUCGACUGGCCCGGGGGGCUGGGCUCGGCUCGGUCCGAGGCCCAUGGGUCCAGCGGCCUCGGGUGUCAGUCCUCCGAGCGGGGAUCCUCACUUCACUUGGACCAGUUCGGGUCUCGGGAGAAUCUCCUGCUGCCCGGGGGCACUGCCGGCGAUCCGCUCGGGCGCCUGUUGCUCGCCACUUCCGGCAGUGCGCUCUUCCCACUGGGGUCCUCCUCCUCGGCGGCGCUUCUCAGUGGCGGCGGCGGCACCGGCAGUGGCCAGCUUGCGUCGGCCUCCGGGUCGGCCUCCAUCUACAAGGGCCGCUUUUCGGCCGGCAGCGCGCACGACUCCUCGGACCUCGGCGGCAGCGGUGCCAUCUACAGCAGUGGGGCCUUUCUAAUGGAGACUUUCCUGGCCGGCGCCCCGGGGACGCGCAUCAGUGACUUGUCGGCGGCGGCGGCGACGGCCGCCGCGGCGGCGGCCCUUGCCGCCGUGUCCUCAUGCCCCCCGCCGGCCCGUCCGGACUGCUGUGAUCCCACAUGUGCCCUGUGUGGAUCCAGCAGCGAUGCCUCUCGCAUCGGCCGACCUGGGGCCCCUGGCUGGUGGUCCGGUCGGCGGUCAAUCGGCCUGGCAGCCGGCGUUCCCCCGUCCGAGGGCGCCUCGACCGAUGCCACAGCCACUGUCAGUGGCCGGGCACAUGCCUCUGGCUGGCUGGACGAUCCGGAAGCGGGACGCCCAGCCGGCGAGCUCCCGCUUGGUGGCGCCCGGCCCGGGGAAGUUGCUGCCCCCCUGAGCGAAGUGCAGUUCCUUCGCCUGGCUGGCGCUUCGCCCGCGGGUGCCAUUCCACCCGGGAGUAGCGUCAAGAUAUUGGCCCCUGCUGCUGUCCCCUCGAUCGACGAGGAGUCGGUCCCUCUGACCGGUGAUGAGGCGGACUCCGAGUUCACCGCCUCCGAGAGCCUGUCUUCCCUCUCAUUGUCGGAAUUGUAGUUGCGUUCGGCCGUGCUUCCCCGGCCGCGCUUCCCCUCCCGCCUUGCUCUCCUUCCGCCUCCUGAGAGCCGGAUGCCGCCAACCACACGACAAAGACGGCCAACCCCCUUCUAUCCCCCUUCCCUUUCCCGCACACCCCCACAUACAUAUAGACGUGCCUGUUCUCGG